Schizosaccharomyces japonicus yFS275 is the source of this 1317-nucleotide messenger RNA. RefSeq names its product actin-like protein Arp4. Gene Ontology annotation, biological process: chromatin remodeling. The transcript has 2 exons. Gene Ontology annotation, cellular component: H4/H2A histone acetyltransferase complex; Ino80 complex; protein-containing complex. The record is from RefSeq and is a predicted model, not a curated record. The coding region runs from base 1 to 1317 and encodes 438 amino acids. NCBI's taxonomy places the organism in Eukaryota, Fungi, Ascomycota, Schizosaccharomycetes, Schizosaccharomycetales, Schizosaccharomycetaceae.
AUGUCGAGUGCGAUUUACGGUGGAGAUGAGAUUUCGGCUCUGGUGAUUGACACUGGAAGCAGAUGGACGCGAAUUGGAUUUGCCGGCGAAGACACCCCAAGAUGUGUUUUGCCGACAUUUUACGGUGUGAACGCUGAGGGAAAGCGUUAUUUUGGAGAGAAUCAUAUUUUUCGUCCUCAACAACAGUUAGAAAUCAAGAAUCCUAUGAAGAAUGGUUGGAUUGAGGAUUGGGACGCGAUGCUCGAACUCUGGGAAUAUGGACUAGAGCAAGUUUUGCAGGUUGAUGAUCCUUCUGAGCAUCCUAUUCUCGUGACGGAACCAUUCAACAAUCCGCCAGAAAAAAGACAGAAAACGCUAGAACUCAUUUUUGAUGUUCUCGGUGCUCCUGCUGCCUAUUUGGCCAAACAGGAGGUCUGUGCUGCGUUCUCGAACGGAAAAGGUACCGCGUGUGUCAUAGAUGUUGGUGCUGAACGGACUACAGUAGCACCUGUCCUCGAUGGAUUCGUGUUACAGGCAGGCUAUCGGGUUCAGGACCUUGCUGGUGCUAGUUUGAACAUUGCUCUCGAGGAGUAUUUAAACAGUAUUCCAUACACAGUCGUGCCUACAUACCUUGUUAAAAAUAAGCAGGUUGUACCUGUGGGCGAGCCCCCGAAAUUUGAUUUGCAAGAGCGUACGACGACAGACUCUUUUCAUGCUUUGCAAGUUCAACGUGUGUACGAGGCCUGGAAGGAGGAAUGUGCUCAGGUGUGUACCUCUCAGCCAUUCACACGCGACGUUGCUGUCGAGGAGCGUGUGUUUCAGUUCCCUGAUGGCAAGAGUAUCUCAUUUGGUGCUGAACGCUACGAAAUACCUGAACGGUUAUUUACCGUCGAUACCCCAAAUUCGCCAAACGUCGAAGAAGAGAAAACGGACGGAAAGGGAAAAGACUCUAAGGGCGGAACUGAUCAACAAAACAACGCUGCCGACGAGGAUAUUUCUGGCAGGACUGUUGGACUUGGUCUGCUAGUUCGGAACAGUAUUUCGGCCUGCGAUGUGGAUCUUCGGACGACGAUGCUGAGCAACAUUGUCGUAUGCGGAGGAACGAGUCUGAUGCAAGGUUUUACACUACGUCUACAAAACGAACUCACAAAACUUUACCCCGGCAGCCGUUUAAAAAUACAUGCCUCUGGCCACUCGGUGGAGCGCACAUGUGCUUCAUGGUUGGGAGGUUCUAUUCUUGCUAGUCUAGGAACGUUUCACCAGCUCUGGGUUUCCAAGGCAGAAUAUGAAGAAAACAUCAACGACAAGGCGACCUUGAUUGAAAAAAGAUGCAAGUAA